Messenger RNA from Rattus rattus (black rat), 2962 nucleotides. It is a transcript of the gene Mavs, whose product is annotated as mitochondrial antiviral signaling protein. Bases 290 to 1813 code for a protein of 507 amino acids. Lineage: Eukaryota; Metazoa; Chordata; Mammalia; Rodentia; Muridae. The record is from RefSeq and is a predicted model, not a curated record. The transcript is spliced from 7 exons.
UCGCAGCCUGGGUGUGGGUCCUCAGUGCUCUGUGCUCACUGAGGUUGUUCAGGGAGGGGACCUUGGUCAGAGCCGAGUGCUCCUGGGAUUUCGCAGGAGCGCCCCGGGCCUGGGCGCGCGGUGCCAGAGAAGAUCCUGAACCGGAUUAGGGGAGAAUGCGGUAUGCCCCAUAGGGAUUCGCGACCCCGGCAGUUCCUUGAACCGCAUCCAGCACCUUUAGCAAGCAGUCCAUCUCUCUCAGUCCAUCCCACCCUCCCAGGGUUGGAGUCCCUCCAGAAGCUGAGCAGCCAUGACAUUUGCUGAGGAAAAGACCUAUAAGUAUAUCCGCUACAACCACAGCAAGUUUUGCUGUGUUGAUGUUCUGGAGAUCCUGCCUCACCUGUCCUGCCUCACAACCAGUGACCAGGAUCGAUUACGGGCUUCCUACAAGCAACAAGGAAACCAGGGCACACUCUGGGAACUCUUCAAUACGCUCCAGCGUCGGCCUGGCUGGGUAGAGGUCUUCAUCCAGGCACUGAGGAUCUGUGAGCUGUCUGGGCUGGCUGAGCAAGUGACUCGAGUUUAUCAGAGCUACCUGCCUCCUGGGGCCUCGCUCCACUCCCUAGACCCAUUGCAGUCACCAAGAAUUCCUACCACAGUUUCCGAACCUUCUGCAUUUGCAGCACGCCACACCAUCCCUGACAGUGGCUUCCAAGAUAAACCAAGUUACCCUAAGCCUGUCCAGGACACCCAGCCACCAAAGUCCCCAGUAGAGAAUUCAGAGGAACCCCCACCGGCCAACUUCGGGGCCGUUCCAAGGAUGUCGGGUGACUCUUUGAUAUCCUCACCUAACCCACCGGCCCUCAGCCCUCAGCCCUCCAGAGAGCAUCCCGAGCAAGAACCCGAACUGGGGAGCCCCUCCACAGCAAAUGUUGACUCUGUUCCCAUAGCAACCUAUGGACCUGUGUCUCCAACUGUUUCCUUCCAGCCCCUUCCACGUAUUGCCCCGAGGACAAACCUCUCGCCUGGGGUCACAGUAUCAGCUCUAUCUGCCAAGACCACUUUGUCCUCCUCUUCUACUGGAUCAACUUUUGCAAAGGGAGCAGGUGACCAGGCCAAGGCUGCCACCUGUGUCAGCACUAAAGAGGGAGUACCUACCAAUUAUGUGACUACCAGCUCAGUGCCUUCUAUCAAACCAGUACCAGUAAAUACCAUGCCUUCCAAGUUGCCCAUCAGUACAAAGUCCACUGCUGCAACGCCCUCUACUGUGCCCACUAAUAUAGCGCCAUCAAAAUUACCCAUCAACUCAGUGUAUAUUGGCACAGUGCCAUCCAAAGUGACUGCUAGUGUGGCCAAAGCAAGUGCCAGCACAAUGCCACCUGAGAGGAACAACAAGCAAGCCAAGGAGACCCUGGAGGCUCCAGCAACCGUAGUCACCACUGGAAGCAGCCUGACCAGACCAGAUAUCAGUUCCAGGAGCUUGCACUCUGGGCCAGAGUUGAGCAAGCCAGGGGUGCUGGUGUCCCAGGUGGACAACGAGCCAUUCUCAGCCUGCUCUGUGGACCUUGCCAUCAGCCCUAGCACCUCCUUGGGCUCAGAACCCAACCAUGGUCCAGAGGAGAAUGAGUAUUCAUCCUUUCAAAUCCAGGUGGAUAAAAGUCCCAGUGUUGAUCUGUUAGGAAGCCCUGAGCCACUAGCCACCCAGCAGUCCCCAGAAGAGGAAGAGCCUCUUGCCGGUUCAAUGUCCUGGGCUAAGUGGCUGGGGGCCACCGGUGCACUCUUGGCUGCAUUCCUGGCAGUGAUUCUGUACCGUAGCAGGCACCUGGCCCAGUGAAGCCUCAGCUGUAUGCCACACUCACUUGCUCAGUCCUGCCAAGCAUGCCCUCUAGGCUUGGGGUGGUAGAGGCUGAGUCAGGGAAACUUAGAUAUGGCGAGGUCCACUGAGCUAUCCAGGUACAGGUGGCUACCUGUACCCAGGCGCCAUCACUAUGGGGUGGGGGAAGAGACACUGCUUCUAUCCUGGUUCAUGUCGUCUUCUGGUCUUCAGCUUUUGGGGGCCCUGUAUCCAUUGCUUCUGAUCUGCCCACAGGGCAGGGUAAGAUUGCAUGCUAUGUGCUCCUAAGGAGGUAUCCCCACCAGACUCAUCCCUAUUGGCCCAAGCCUGAAGAUGAGGAGGCAUCGCACUGUUGACAGUGCCCCUCCUCUCACCCAGGUCUCCUGAAACACAAGCGUAGAAUAGUGAUGAGUGCUCCCGUAGCAUCCAAUGCCUUCCACCAGCAGCCUGGCUGAGGCCUCGGCAGGAGCGCCUGGGAGCAGCAGAGCAGCUGGUCUCUUGGGAGCUUUGGGUGCUCUGCCCCUUUGGUCCCUUUCCCCAGCCAGACAGCCCUAAGGGUGGGCCUGGAGGUUCUCUGUGGACUCCGAAAGCCAGAAGCAGCUGCCAGGCCCGAGAAAGCCCCUGGGAGCCUUGCUCCAGCCUCCUUAUCCCAGCUCUUCACUUCUCCCCUCCUGGUCUCCAUUCUCUUUGACCUCCUACACUGGAUGACAAGAUACCUAGUGGGCAGAGCUCAGGCUGGGCUUGGAUCAGUUCCACCCUUUCUCUGCCUUUAGCAGAUGUUUAGCUUCUCUAGUCUUCCUCCCAGUGUGGACAGUGGGUAGCACUUCCUUUUACUGGGCUCCUCUGAGUUUGAAGGAUAGAGAUAUUUACCUAGUGCCUAUCCCCGAGGGUGUGAGCACAAGUUCUUGCCGUCCUGCCCAAGCUGGUUGAGCUAAGGUGAGAGCAUGAGAGACAGAGUGCACAGUGGUAAUAGCACAGUCUUUAAGAGAGCAGCCUUCACCUCCAUCAUGCUUUUGUCUCCUCCCUGGUCAGGUGUAGACCUUACCUCUGUGCCUCACUUUUCUCACCUGUGAGAUGGGGUGAAUAUGCAUAUAUAUGCUAAUAUAUUCUAGUUUUAUUGGGAUAAUUAAAAGAGUUUAUCUGUACAAA